Messenger RNA from Neopelma chrysocephalum (saffron-crested tyrant-manakin), 1352 nucleotides. RefSeq names its product BCL2/adenovirus E1B 19 kDa protein-interacting protein 3-like. Bases 16 to 1050 code for a protein of 344 amino acids. NCBI's taxonomy places the organism in Eukaryota, Metazoa, Chordata, Aves, Passeriformes, Pipridae. The transcript has 4 exons. Gene Ontology annotation, biological process: positive regulation of apoptotic process; mitochondrial outer membrane permeabilization. Gene Ontology annotation, cellular component: mitochondrial outer membrane; nucleus; mitochondrial envelope. The record is from RefSeq and is a predicted model, not a curated record.
GGAGGGUUCGGGACAAUGGGGGACCCGGGUGGUCCGGCGGGCACCGGGGGCUUCGGGGCACUGGGGAGUCUGGGGGUCCCAGCGGGACUGCCGUGCACACGUGGGGGUCUGGGCUGCGGUGCUACGGGGCUGGGGGCGGGUCAGGGGGGAGCCCGGGCCGGGGUCCUGUGGGGGCUGACAUGCCCCGGGUGUCUCGGAGGGACUGAUGAGCACCGCGGGGGCCGGGGCAGGGGCAGGCGGGGGUCCCGAGGGAGGAGGGCGCGCCGAGGAGCAGCCCUGGGGCCCGUGGGAUGUCCCGGGUCGGGAACCGCGCUCGGUGCUCCCGCGGUCUCUGGGCAGGGGUGCGGGGUGUGCCGGGGGAGGCGGCGGGAUGGGACGGGGUGCGGGGGUGGGCGGGGGGCAGCGCGGGGGCUGACGGCCCCUCCAGGCUCCUGGGUGGAGCUGCGCUAUGGCCCAGGCUGCCCCGAGCCGGCACCCUCGCCGUUCUCCUGCCACGCCGACGUGGAGCGGAUGCUGCUGGAAGCCCAGCUGGAGACGGAGAGCGGGGACGGGACCCUGCUCGUGCUGGACGCUCCAGCCUGGGAUGACAGCGGAGCUGGGCAGGCGAGCGAGCAGUCAGAGGAGAGCGAGGUCCUGCCUGCACACAGCCAGCCCCCACCGGGCUGCCCCCACCCCCGGCAGGUAAGGGAGCUGUCCCCUACCCCACCCUGCUGCGCUCCUGGGCCCUGCUCUGACCUGCCCCGUGUCUCCUUGCAGUGGGAUAUGCUGGAGGAAACCAAGCGGAGACAGCGACUCCUGCCAGCGUCCCUGGGCUGGGCCUGCACCCGCUGCCCCCGGUACCUGUCUCCAAAGGAAUUUGCCUUUGUGUGCUCCCCCCAGCCUGUGCUGUGGAGCCUGCAGGGAGGUGCAGUGGGGAGGAAGAAGAGACUUUUCAGUUCAGAGCUGCUGCUGCUCUUCAUCCCCUCGCUGCUGCUCAGCCACCUCCUGACCCUGGGGCUGGGGAUCUACAUUGGGAAGCACCUGGCAGCCACCUCGGCCAACCCCCUGUGAGGAGCAGGGCCGGUGCUGCCCCGCUGGGUGUGCAGGGGGAGCCUGGCCCCUCACAGCCCCACCGCUCCCAGGCUCCGUGUCUGGCACAAGGUGCCACCUCCCCCUGUACCUCCUGUAGCCCCCCCCUGGGAGCUGAUCCCCCUCUCCCACGUAGACAGGAACCUGCUGACAGCAGCACCCGGCCGCAGGCAGCCCCUGCCCUCCCCAGCCCCUGGUUACGGGUCCCCUGUAACGCAGACUGUAAAUAUGACUGAGCCCCUGUGAAUAAAGAGCCCUGUUCCAGCUUGGGGGCCCAGCAGUGA